AUGGGCCUCGAGGUGCAGGUCUACCUCCACCCGCGCUAUCUGAGGGAGCGUGGAUGGCUCAGCGAGGCGAUCAACCCUACGCGCAGCAUUGUGGCUGGGUCGUCGCACGGGGUCCCGUUCUCCAAGCUGGCCCUCUACCCGAUCCCGGAGAGGGUCCACCAGGAGGCCCCACCCGCGUCCUUCUGGACGCUCAUUGACGACAUUGUUGGGCGAUGUGAAGGCACGGCUCAGGCUGUGCUACUUGUUAUGGAUAAGAUUGGUACGACCCUGGCCCGUGGAUUGGAGGAGCAGCGGCUGGCGGUCUCCUGCAAGUCACUCCUCCUGGGCUCGUCGACCAAGUUGGCGAAGAUGUCGGCGAAACGCUUGCGAGCGAGAGGCGAUCCCGUCAAGCCAGCCUCCCAGGGCGUCGACCUCGGCCUCGACGUGGCUGCUGGCAGGCGCACGGUCUGCGCGAAGUCGUUCUCGCGCCGUCUCAAGUCGCAGCGUCGUGCAGGACGCAUCAAGCGGCUCAGGCGCACCGCGGCCCUGGGUCGUGAGGCCCGCUGCCUCUGGGCCACUGGAGCGUUCCCGCAGGCCGUCUACGGGCACCAGGUCCACGGCGCACCGCCGUCGGCCCUGCUGGCGCUGCGACGCCAGGCUGCUGCUGCAGUGGCGGGUGGCCAAGGUGUGCGCUGCCUGACCAGCACGUUGGCGGCCUCCUUCUGUCUGACGGACGUUGCGGUGGAGCUCCGUCGGCAGCAGGCGAGCAAGCAUGACGCUGGUGAUGGCCUCGACGGUGGCGGCGGCUUCUUCCAUAUCAUGAGGGGGCUCAAGCGCUACCAGGCCCGCAGCCAGCGCGACGAGCACGUGUUGAACCUCACUGUGGUGGCGG
This is a messenger RNA of Prorocentrum cordatum, 871 nucleotides long. Lineage: Eukaryota; Dinophyceae; Prorocentrales; Prorocentraceae. The record is from the annotation of a GenBank genome assembly.